Molecule: messenger RNA, 1296 nt
Organism: Pistacia vera
Lineage: Eukaryota; Viridiplantae; Streptophyta; Magnoliopsida; Sapindales; Anacardiaceae
Exons: 3
Coding region: 387-1028 (213 amino acids)
Source: RefSeq, a predicted model, not a curated record
UAUGUCCGGUUUCUCUUUCUGGUUUCUCCCCAAUGUCCUUGAUUAUUGUUGAACUAGGUUUUCACAAGAAAAAUUAUUCUUUUUAAAUCGCGUUUUUAGAAUAUAUUUUUUGGCACAAAUUCUCAAAUGUACGAGGGGAGUAAGAUCCUUUAGCUAUGGAUAACUAAAAUUGGUGGUGCAAAUUAUCCAACUUAUAUUCUUAUAUUGUGGGAUUGAAAGCUUCUGUGGCAGUAAGUCAGUAGGAAUGAGAUAACCUUCAGAAUGUAAGGUUUUUCUGAGCUGAAUUACUGGGAAAUGGUGUCUACUGUCUACUGCUUGAUUCUUGAAGAAGUUGUAUCAGAGUAAGAGUGGGGCAGAUUUGGAGAAUAUAUACCAAUGAUUUUGAAAUGUCUGAUGCUCAGAAAGAUCAUAUUUCCGCUGUUGAACAUCUGGUCCCAAGUUUCAGAGAUCUUAGAAUUCACCUUCACCAUUACUUGGGAGACGGUCAAUUUUGGAUGAUCUAUUUUAUAUUGUUGCUUCCAAGAGUUAAUGACCAUGAUUUUGAGCUUCUGUCAACUCCAAAGAUUAUUGAAACAAGAAAUAUUCUUAUGCAGAAGCUACAAGACGAUAAGACUGCUCAAGUUGAUAACCGUAGCACUAGUGCAUCUGCAGAAAAGGAGGUUACUGAGAUUUUAAGUGCAACACAAGGUCUAGAAAUCAAUGUUGAAGAAAAUACUGAGCGAUGGCUGGAUGGUACAGAUAUCGAUAGUGGCAUUUCUCUAAAUAGCCAACAAAAGAUUGAACACGAAGAGGAUGUCUCAUUCAGUGAUUUGGAAGACGAUGGCAAUGAUCUACCUUCUAGACUAUCAGCCUCUAGGCCAGGACAUGAAGUUAAGGCUAUUUCACGAAGUGGAUCCAAUGAUUGGAUAAAACUAAAUGAUAGUUCUGAUAAUCGGGUUGAUCUAGAGAAGGCACGACAGUCUGCUUCUCGGGAUAAAGACUCAGAAGGUGAAUCAAGCGAUUGGCUUGCAGUUGAUGAAUUUGAUUAGAAAGUUGGCAGCUGUUUGAUAUGCAGCAGAUUUAUUGUAAAGUUUCAAAGAUUAUGAUCUCUUGGAUUGGAUCCCCAGUUCUGUAUUUAUGGGUCUCAACCUUCAUCGGAAGUGUUACUGUUUAAAGUAAUAAUUCAGUCAAUGUCACCUUUUACCUUGCUGGGUUAUGCUAUUACAAUUUAUUUCUGUAUAUACUAAAAAAGACAUCAGAACUUUUCCAACUUGUAUAUUCAAAUUCUUCAUUCUUUCCCGUAAUUGCUUGUUUACU